CGCUCAGUCCCCGAAAUAAAUGCCGCAAGCCUGGGUUCCGGUGGCUUUGCGCAGGCGUAAAUCAAUUCUCAGCAGCGGCGCUUCAUGAAUGUGUGCUCUUCACUUGGCUGCGCUACGCUCAAUGCAAUGGGCAGCACCAAAAAGUGUCCGCGCUGCUCACCUCGCACAGCUGCCGAUUCGGCGCCGCAACAAAGAUUCAAGAGAGCAGCGUGAUAGUUGAAGGCAUUGACUGCGGGAAUAGUCGCAGCUCCUCCACCAUGUUGGCCUGCCUUCAGCGAACACAGAACCCACCUUCGCAACGUUUAUCGUGUCCCAGUAAAACACUGGAAUCUAUGAAAUGUGAGUCAGUCGCACCCACGCAUUCUCCAAGGUAUCCUAGUCCAGCUGAACUUGAUGCUUAUGCCCAGAAGGUGGCUAACAGCCCACUAACAAUCAAGAUCUUUCCUACAAAUAUCAGGGUUCCUCAGCAUAAGCACCUUAACAGGACUGUAAAUGGCUAUGACACAACAGGACAACGGUACAGUCCAUACCCUAUACACUCUGGAGGAUAUCAGGGUCUUUUAGCAAUUGUGAAGGUGCACAGUAAAAGUGUGGUGAAAAAUACAGAUGGCAAGCGGACACGAAUGUCCCCAGCACAAGUCGGAAAUGGCAACAUCGGACCCUACCCGGUGCCAAGCACUUUAGCGCAGAGUCAAUCGUGUACUGGGCAAGCAAGUUACCACAACAGCCAGAAAUCUUUGGAAGGACCUGCUCCACCUAAUGUAACUGUUGCUACAUCUGUUAUUCCAAUUGGAGGACGUAGCUUGGCUCUACAGCAGUCAAAUCUCCCCUCUAUUCAAAGUAUCAUCUACCAGAUCAACCAGCAAUGCCAGGCUCAGGCAUCACAACAAGCUUCAGCUGCAGUCUGUCAGGGCUCUCUUGUCACCAAUCCAAGCCCAAUCACAGUAGCCAGCCGCAAUACAGUCAACGGCUUUACCAGCAUGAUUAAUGGAAGUGUGAUGUAUGCUGGAAAUGUUGUGUCUGAAUGCCGUGGAGGAGCAGAGUUGACAGCUGCUUCAGGUUUAGCUGCUGCAGUAGGUCCUAAACCCGGGGCCUAUCCAGAUGGAAUGGAUUAUUUACUAUGGCAACAGAAACAACAAAUCCGUAUAUAUUCUGGCAGUGGUGGUGGGGGAAUAAUAAGUAAAUCACCAGAGGUUUGUGGUGCUCCAAGACAAUACACUUUGGCACCUACUGUUGAAAAAGUUCCUUCAUCUCCCUUGAACUGUGUGGGCAUGCACUGCAACUUUUCAACGGGGCAGUAUUUGGCUGCCCCUUGGAACAGCGUACUGGUGACACCAGACAGUGACUGUUAUAACCCACAGGACCUCACAAAUGGCCACCGUGACCUUGUUCAUCCUUCAGAUGGGCUCACCACUGUCUCAAGUAGAACGCUAUGUAAUACCUCUAUCCUCAGCAGUAGUCUGCAGUCACUGGAAUAUUUGAUCAAUGACAUUCACCCUCCCUGCAUUAAAGAGCAAAUGUUGGGUAAAGGAUAUGAGACUGUAUCAGUACCUCGAUUAUUGGACCACCAAAAUGCUCACAUUCGGCUACCUGUUUACAGAUAGAGAAUUGCAGUUUGGAAAAAAAAUAGAAUGAUGGUGUUAAAUCUUUUAUAGAUAUACACAAGCCUCCAGCCUCAAAACAGCAAUCAAAGGCAAAUGAAGUCGAGUGUUUUAAAAUGUCCCAGGGAUUGCAAGAUGCUGAAAUGAGUUUGGUUUGGACGAAAGUAUCGAAUCUACUGGUGUUAACAAUGAAAGAUGGCUUUUUAAAAUUCCAUUAAAAUGGGGAUUGGGGAUUAGCAUUGGACAUCAGAGGACAAGUUGCUGUCAGAAAUGUGCAGAAAGCUUUGCCGUGUGUGCUGAUGAGUCUGCAUGCAGAAAAAUUUAAAUUUCCAAUCCUGCACUGAAUUCUGUGAACAUGUAGUCCUAGGAUCCUCGCCCUGGUUGCUUCGUCAUUGUCAUCUUCAAUUUGCUGUGGUUUCAAAAGAUGAGCUACUGCCAGAUUUCCUAGUGGAGAAUAGU
Messenger RNA from Hemiscyllium ocellatum (epaulette shark), 2060 nucleotides. It is a transcript of the gene fam222aa, whose product is annotated as family with sequence similarity 222 member Aa. The record is from RefSeq and is a predicted model, not a curated record. The transcript is spliced from 3 exons. The coding region runs from base 258 to 1604 and encodes 448 amino acids. Lineage: Eukaryota; Metazoa; Chordata; Chondrichthyes; Orectolobiformes; Hemiscylliidae.